AUGUCCCGCUGGUAUGGUUCCCCCCUGAGGCCUAAGAAGAGGAUUCAUUAUCAUUUACUAAUAUGGCUCAUUAGGCUCUUGAACUAUACACCCCAAGACACAAAAGAAUUAACAACUCCAGCAACGCUCGUCCGUCUCCUCACAAUCAACUCCGUCAAUGCCUACAUAACAUCUUGGGUCCUCUAUCUCUCAGGCGGCUCCGAGGACCCAAGACUCCUCUUACCAGCAUGGAUAAGCAUAGCAACCACAUUGACGUUCCUCUAUCACGUCACGCAUCCACGUCUCGCAAUCUUAAAAGAGACUUCCCAUUCCAUUUCUGUAUUUUCAAUAGCGAGUUUCAUUAGCAUGGUCAGCCUUUUGUUGCAGCUUCAUCUUUCAAGAGCGAAUGAUCCUCCUGUUCGGUUAUUUUUGAUUGCGAAGCAGUGUUGGGAAUACAUUAAGAUAGGAGUUGGAAUGAUUGGAAUGGUUGGAAGGGACUUGUAG
This is a messenger RNA of Lachnellula hyalina, 483 nucleotides long. RefSeq lists its product as uncharacterized. The transcript has 3 exons. Gene Ontology annotation, cellular component: endoplasmic reticulum membrane. The record is from RefSeq and is a predicted model, not a curated record. Lineage: Eukaryota; Fungi; Ascomycota; Leotiomycetes; Helotiales; Lachnaceae. Gene Ontology annotation, biological process: cellular response to oxidative stress; protein N-linked glycosylation. Bases 1 to 483 code for a protein of 160 amino acids.